AUGAACGUAAAUGGAACUCUAAAUGCGCUGAAACUGCUUUACAAUCCGUAUUUAUGUUUACCUCAGCUCACUAUUGGAAAUUUCAAACAGCUCCCUAUUCCAAUUGCCCCAUCUAUUAAGGCGGUUGUUCUCGACAAAGAUAAUUGCUUUGCAUUCCCCCAUGAAGACAGCGUCUGGCCAGAAUACAAGGAAACAUGGGAAAACUUGAAGAAAGCUUACCCCGGGGCCGCCCUGUUGAUUGUGAGCAACACCGCGGGAAGUAGUGAUGACAAGGACUUUAUAAACGCCAAAAUCCUGGAAAAGAAUACUGGGGUACCCGUCUUAAGACAUCGUGUUAAAAAACCAGGUUGCAAAGACGAGAUUUUUGACUACUUCCGAAAGAAGAACCUUGUAGAAAGUCCUGCAGAAAUCGCAGUAAUUGGGGAUCGACUAUUCACCGAUAUAAUGAUGGCUAAUAUGAUGGGUGCUUAUGGAGUUUGGUUGAAAGAUGGAGUAAAACCCUCGAAUAGCCCAUUAUGCAAGUUCGAGAGGUUGUUAUUUGACUACCUCACACCAGGAAACUGA
Messenger RNA from Lachancea fermentati, 564 nucleotides. The record is from the annotation of a GenBank genome assembly. Lineage: Eukaryota; Fungi; Ascomycota; Saccharomycetes; Saccharomycetales; Saccharomycetaceae.